GAAAAAGAUCUCCUGUGGUUACUCAGUUGCUUUUCUCAUAAAUUUGUAGUAAAAGGAAAAAGUAACUGUAACUACAGACACAGAAGAGAUGACUUCGGAGAUGUUGUCUUUGACUAAAGACCCAACUAUUGUUGAGUAUUUUUCUGAACAUGAACGAUAUAAAUGUGGUUAUUGUGGAUCUGCGGAUACUAAUUAUUCUCACGGUGAGCUUAGCAGCUUAGGCUUAGGCCAGGCAGUACUCGGUAGUACUACUUAGAUCUUAAUCUUAAUCUUACUUAGUCUUUUUAGUUUACUUAGGCUUAACUUUUUUAAGUUUAACCUAGGCCUAGGCUGUCCUAGGCCUAGACCUAUGUGAUUCUGCCUACUAACUUACACGUCACUAGUAAGUGAACUAGGCUAACGUCAAUCAAAUUAAUAUUAUUAGAAAGCUUUAACCUCCAGUGAGUCUCACAGUCCCCACAAUGCAGAUUUUGCAGUGUUGUCAAUUUGUCAAGAUAAAACUGUGAAAUGAUACGAGGCCUACUCACCAAGUUGGCACAUUUACCACGUACUUAAAGUUGGGUGUUAUUAGAUACACAUGAACAUGACAUGACAUCAAUGAUAAUGAUAAUGUUUUAAGUUUUAAGGUAUAUGCCUAAAAGAAGCAUGUGAUGUAAAUUAAAUUAUGGCUGGAAAUAUUGGGGAAAAACUAUGAUGUGUUGGUGGAGAAAUUUAAAAAAAACAAAACAACAUCGACUUAACUUUAACUAGGUCCUACAUUUUUAAAAAAUGGUUUGAGUUUGGCUGAAUCUGAGUGUGCUGUGUUAGAUAUGGAGAGAAGACAUAUUAAUUUUAUUUUAUUAGCUUACAGCCUAUAUAUAAAUUGUAUAACUCAUGACUCAUGGGCAGUUAAAGUAUAGACCUAUGCUUUUUUAAGUUUAUAAUUAUUUAGCCCUUGGCUUUGCUUAAUUAAAAUUUUUAGGGCAAUAGCUAGGCUAAUUAAAAUAACAUAAUUGAGUAUUGAUAUAAACUCAAAUGAACAAUUGUUGCAAUGUUUUAAUUUUUACUUGUUACUUUUAUUAUACUGUUAUACUUUGCAGGAAUGUGGGCUCAUCAAAUGACCGUCAUAGAUUAUCAGGAUCUUAUUGAUAGAGGAUGGCGGAGGUAACAAAAUUUAUUUUAUUUCUUGUCAGCCCUGUCAAAAUGGUUUCUUUCUAAUAAAUAUUUGUUCUUUUUUUCUUUUCCAUUUAAAUUACAGCAGGACUAUUUGGUAAAUUCAAAAUUUUUUUGUAUGAUACCAAUGAUAGAUAAAACUAUAGGCUACUUCUUAAUUCUCCUUUUCAUGUGGUUUGUUUUAUAAAACUUUUGUCACAUGAUCUUUUUUUGCAAAGGCAUCAUGAAUAAUCUUUUAAACUUUAUUUCUGCUCUAGGAGUGGAAAGUAUUGCUACAAACCAACUAUGAGUGUAACAUGUUGCCCGCAGUACCCCAUUCGAUGCGAGGCGCUGAAUUUUAAACUCAACAAGUCUCACAAAAAACAGAUUAAAAAAGUUAACCGAUAUCUCAUAACUGGAAUAAAAAGUGCCCAGGAUGGCUCAGUGAGCGGGAGGAAGCCAGAAGAUGGUGGCGGUGAUGAGCAGAGUUUCGGUGGUCUUAAAGGGGUGGAGAGCUCUCUGGCAGAGAAAGCAAAUCCCAGUAAUAUCGUCAUGCCUGGCUGUGGUGAGGUAACUAGGAGAUAUUUAUUACCUAUGUUGAAGCUAUUUUGACUUUUCUUUAGAAAACCUUUUGAAUCAAAAUAAUAAUACAAUUGAAGCAAAAAUAUUCUUUAAAAAAUAGAAUUCCCUUGUACAGCUGUAAAAAUUAUUUUUUAAUUUACUUUGAUUUUGGCACAUUUAUCAUGAAAUAACUUUUGAUGUCGUAUUCUAUCCCUGGGUUAGAAAUGGCUUACAUUUGCAAUGGUGGGGAAUAACCUCCCCUUUGAGACAUAGUUAUUUAUGUCCAUUUUAAGAACUACACAUAUUCUACUCCCAGAACAAACAAGACACAGAGGCCAGCAGAAGUGACACCUCAGCAGCCUCUGGGUCUUCAAGUAAAACACAAAGCUUGUCAGCUAAAUGCUCAAAGAGCUCCAUGAUCAGUCAGACCAGUAACACAUCAUCUGAGAAGCAUAUUCCUAAAUCAGGUAGUUUUGGAAAACACACUUUUAAAAAUCUUUUUAAAAAAUCUGAAUUUGAUCACAAUUUAUUUUUUAAAAAUUCAUGUAUCUGCGUUUCCCCCUCAAUUUACGUCAGAGAGUUUUCGCAUUCUGAUUUAUAUGUGGCUUGUUUAUUAUCAGUUUCUCGGCUUACCUGGCUCAUUGUGGAAUAGGAGCGAAAACCAAAUGAACUUUGGACUGUAAAUUCAUACCAUGUACCAAAAUAUAGACAUUUACCGAAAAAUUCAUUAACAUUUUUUUUUGUUUAUGAUUUUACUUUUAGUCAUUAAAAACAAAAAGUGUAACAAACUUUGCUUUUUCUUGAAGUGUGGAGUGUGCCUGAAAAGACUCUUUCUCUGUCCCAUGAACCCCACAGUAUGCAUGAAAAGACUCUUUCUCUGUCUCAUAAAAACAUAUUAAAGAAACAUUCUCAGAGUUUCCUUCUUCAGGAAUGCCCUAUGAUAAAAAAGAACAUACUUUCAGCUAUUGCCCUAAAAAUAUCACUCCCCCCCCCCUUUUUUUUUCUGUUUUGAAUGAAGCUAAUUUAUUUUUAGUUUUUUCUGUCAGAGAACCAGGCUGGUUUAAUAAGCAGUGCACACUAGGAUAUGCAUGAUUGGCUUAGACUUAGAUGUACUCUAAUUAUUUAUCAAUAUUAUGAGAAAAGUUGACACAUGGAUGAACUAAGGAAAGUAAAUCUUUCAGGAGCAGGGCCUGACCCUAGGAAACCGAAGUGCAGGAAGGCCAAGGAGAUCAGGGCAGAACUGAAAGCUAAGAAAGAAGGACAGAAGGGAGAUCAUCCUCUAGAGCAGGUCAGCCAUUUUAUUCGUUUAAACUGUCAUGCUGCACAAGGGGAAAAUGGAAGCAGGAGACAUUUUUUUAUUCUUCUUGACUACCAGUUCCUCAGGAAUUUCACGUCAACAUUCAUGCGCCGCCAGAAUGCAACUUAUCUAUGAACUGGCAACUGGUCUCUUUAAAAAACUGAUUUGUACAGUAUCAUUCUGGUGUCCUUAUGGUUUUCAUUAUGUUGAUUUGAGAUCAUGUCACAUAAUAAUUUUUGGAUACAAUAAAGACAAUUGUUUACCAGGAUAGGCAAAAUGAUGUCAGUAGUUUUCUACAUUGCAUUCAUUAAAAAUAUUUUCCGCUUCAAAAAAGCGAAAAUUGAAGUACUAUUUUUAAAAGAAUUUAACCGGUACAUACGUGGUUACUCUUAUAAUUUCAGUCUGCAAUAUACAAUUUUGACUUGUCUUUUACUGUUGUUCAGGUCUUUAUCUGUCAGAAUGGAUAUUUUAAGAGACUGGGUUAAGAAAAAAAUAAUAUCCUGGAAGUUUUUCAAUUCAAAAACAAAUAAAUAAUGUUUUUGGUUGUUAGUUGUAGCUCCUUUCUGCAUCCUGCAGUGAAUGGAGGAAGAACUAUUGGUUGGGGAACAUGGAUAAUAAUAUUACGGAGAGGGGAAGGGGGUGUUGUUGAUUCGGGAUAUUUAGUGUGUGGGUGGGGGGGAUGGUUUUAAAAAUAACACGGUCGUCAUAUUGAUGCUCAAGUGUUUUCGCAAUGAACUUGCGGCAACAGGACAUUUAGCUUAUAUGCCCAAGUGACAAUUUUAGUGAGGAUUCACACAUUUUUGCUGCAUGAUGUAAUUUCCUGACAUAAUUAUUUCCUUUGGCUGAACCUGGGCUGUUGUGAAAGUGGGGAGAAGACUAAUUUUUGUACCAUUUUCAAAUGUUUCACACAGCAAAAUUAUCUUUUGACACAUUUUAUAGUAUCUGAGAGGGCCUUUGAAAUCUGUUUUUAGAACUUAACAAACAGCUUCACUAUUUUUAAAAAUCUAGUUUGGUUCCAAAACUCCUACAUUUUCCUUUCCCCCAUUUACAGCUUGCAGUAGUUAACAGGAAAUAAACAUCGGGCUCCUAGGCUUAAAGGAUGAUGAUGUUUUAAUAAAACCCAACAAAAACAGCUUUUCACUCAAAAAAUCAAUCUCAAGUGAAUUUGUAAAUGAGGUCCUCAUUUUGUAAAUAAAUUCUAAUUUCAAUGACCAAAAUUCAUUUUAUGCUGAUUUGACUGAAAGUUUAAAUUUCACCAGUAGGGCCUGCAAAACAUAGCAGCCGCAGAUUGCAAUAUAAAUGACAGGCAUCUGUGAUUCGAAGUGCCCUUUUUUUACGGCAGCCUAACUCAAUCCGGCUCGACGCGCGGGGGUAGUAUUUGUAUACAUUAUGCUGUAUGUUUAUUUAUUUACCAUUCAGAUACACAAAUUUACGAUGUUAAGACCAUGUUGUUAGAUUUCGGAAGUUUGAGAGUUACCAGGUCUCCUUGUAUCUUCAAUUUUUUAAACUCACACUUUGUGAAAUAAAGCACUCGUCAUUUUUUCCCAGAAAAAAGUGAAGCGAAGUCAAGAAAAGAGCCUCGAGGACUUCCUUAGUGAGCCAGACCGAGUGGAAAAUCCUGCCCACAAGCUAGAGGUCAAUUAUUUUAGUUUUAAUAACGGUAACAUUCGUAACAAGUGUAAUCUUGGUUUAGAUCUUUGUUGACAUCAAAUUUGGUUGUUGUUGAGGUUGGGGGGGGGGGGGGGGGGGGGGGGGGGGGUCAUGGCCAAAUUGUCACUGUUGCCUUUAAUCAGUAGAGCAAGUGUUUAUUGAGCAGACGUUUACGAUGGUGGUAACAGAGCAGGCGGAAAAACACAUCUGCGCUGAGGCGUAAUGCACGUCUGUGCUGAGGUGUAGGCCCAAGAUGUAAUAAAUAACAACCAAAGAAGAAAUGCUUCUGUUUACUCUGUUAGCUCACAAAUGUUCCUAUAAACUAAGCUGACGAGAUCAUCUCAUGACGUGCUAGAACACCAUUACAACAAAAAAAUGUUAUAAACACUAGCCUACGAUUGAUGUAUUGUGUUUUUUUGUUUGUUUUUUUAAAUGUUGUAAUGUUUCAUCAAAACUUUCCCCAUCAGCUCCGUUUAUUGAGGUCAAACCCUCCCAGUCGGCUAUUCUCCUCCACACUGGACUCCUCCCACACUGUGUACUACAAGUACCAGCUGACAGUCCACAGGGACCCGCCCUCAAAGCCUGUUAUUAGUCAGUUCAAACGCUUUCUUUGUGAUUCUCCUCUAAGGGUAAAGUUAAAAAAAAAACACUACAAAUGCCGGCAUGCACAAGCAAGUUGAAGGAACCUUUGCAAACCUGUAUUCAGUCUUUCAACAAAACUGCUUCAACGUCAACAACAACAAAAGAUGCAGAGCCUUGCUUUUUCUAGCUUUUUUCUGUAUCAAAAUUUGGGGGUUGAAUGCGUCAUAACAAAUGAUUGCCCUUUCUAUGGAAAUCAUUUUUUAUAGAUUUUACCUUUAUUUAAAUAAUUUUGAACUCUCUAUGCUCAGGCGCUUCAAGCAUGAUGUCAUUGCAGCUUACAAAAAAAAAAAAAAAGGACAACUCACAAUUUCAACUUUUUAUUAAUUUUUUAUCUAAUUCUUUUAUGUUGUUUCGUUCCUGAAUUUUUAAACUUUUGAAUCUCCUUGAGUAGUUUUAAAAGUCUUUGAAAGCUAUUCUAAUUUUUUUAUUCUCCUUCUACGUUUGAGUAAUUUUAAAAGUCUUCGAAAGCUAUUCAAAUUUUUUGAUUCUCCUUCAAUAUAUAAAGAACAUUUUUUUCUUAAAAAUCUUGUGUCAUCUUUCAUUCUUGUCUGGCCAUCAUUAUUAUUCAUCAGGAUUGUUCGGCUAAAGAAUCCUGAAGUUCCGCAUGUCAUCACGCCUUGUUUUUAUUAUCUUCCCGUAGAUAUUGCUGUGCCGCACGGCACCAGAGUCUCGCAGAAUGCGCCUGUCUUUCCAGGAAUCGUUUUCAAUCUACAAAAAAUAUCAGAUGGCCGUGCACAGAGAUCGAGCGGAUGAGUGCGAGAAGAAAGGAUUCAAAAACUUUCUGGUGGAUUCACCUCUAGAGGUGACGCACAUUCUCCUUUUGUCAGUGUCUUAGGCUCAAUUCUGUACUGCUUUUGCUUGAACGCUUCAGUAAUGAUAAAUGUGGCUUCAUUCACCAUUUACCCCCCCCAAAAAACACACUUUCAAAUUUUGAAAUAAUGUUUUAGCUGUUGAUGUUAAAGCAGUUGUGAUAUUCAGAAACUGGAACAUUUCAUCAUCUCAUACCGGGACAUAUCAAAAUAUUGCAGUCAGUUCUUUUGCUCGCUUGUGCAUGCUUAAGUGUUGUGCAUGUUGAUUAUGAAAUGUUGAAAUUUGUUUUGUUAUCUAUCUGUUAUAAUAAUACCCUGGUAGACAUUGUCCGCCCCGCUCAAGAAAGGUAGUACAGCUUAACCCGCUUUGGGAAAAAAAGUUUGACAUCUUACCUCCCUCAGCUAAAGCUUUUGGAGUAAAAAAAAUAAGACAUACUAUUAUUUUCCUUUAGUUUUCAAUGUGCUCUUAGCGAUACCCGCUGGUAAUACUUAUUCCAGAAUGGAUCUUUCUUGUCUGCCCUGCUCUCAUUGGGCACCGUAUUGCUGUCUUCUUUGCUACUUUCCCCAUCGUGCGCACAUGACCACCGUAAUGCACACAAAAGAACACAGAACAUAUUGAGCAGAGGGCCAUUUGGAUUCAUUUAUAGAUUAUGCACCUCUUCCUGUAAUGUACACGUGCAACAUGAAUGCCGUGCCCCAGCUAGUUGGAAAUAUUUUCAAGGAAAGUCAGUGUACUAGAAAACACUUAAAUUUUUUACUGUGAAUGGCUUAAUCCAGCUGAUCUUGUCUGGAAAGUAUUUUACCAUAGGUACCAAUCGUACUGUGAUGGGCUCAAUCAGUUUGGUGAUUUGGGUUACAACAAUCACCAUGUUUAGUAUAUUUAAACUCAAACUAAUUUUCGUUCAGUGCCUCCUGAGUUAAUCAACAUUCUGUGAAAUAUUUGGAUUCAUCCACACCGAGAAAUACUCUUUGGAAAAUAAGUCUUUAAAAAUUUGAAUCGGUCAAGAUUUUUAGAAUUAUUCUUACAAUCUAGUUUAUAAUUUUACACAAAUAUUUACUUAUGCUGCUUACAUCUGCUUAAGGUUUACUAGUUAAAAAAAAAUAAAUAAAUAAAUAUUUAUUUUUUAAAAUUUUAAAUUACUGUUUCAAUUUCGUUUCAUAUAAAAUAUAAGAUCACAAAAUUAAAGCAUUAAUUUAAAAUUUUAAAAAAAUAUUUUUUUUAAAAAUUCUAUUAAUGUUUCAAUUUUGUGAUCUUAUAAAAAAUAGAGCUGGUUGCAAGGUUCUUUUUUUUUGUUCAUAUAGUGACACUUUCACAAAAUUUUUAUUCCAAUGGGGAUUGUCAGUUUAUUCACCGAAUGCCAUCUCUCUCAGGAGCUGCACGAAUCAGACGGACCGCCCGAGGGUUACGGAUCCUUUCAUCAGCAGUACAUCCUUGACGGCAAGAUAAUUGCCGUAGGGGUUAUAGACAUCCUCCCCUCUUGUGUUUCAUCCGUGUACUUGUACUAUGAUCCCGAAUACAGCUUUCUUGGCCUGGGGGUCUACUCUGCUUUGAGGUAAAGUUAUUUUUUUGAGUGGUGUUGUAAUGGCAAAUUUAUUUGCAGAGAUUUAAUUUACCGAUAAUUCAAUUAAAUUUUUUUUUUAUGGUAUGUGCCACUUUAAAAACAUGAAAGGAAGGAAAUUGAGCUCAUGGGUCACUCUAUCACACCCCCCACCCUUACAAUGGCCAACCAAGUUCCGUUUCACAUGAUUGGGUGCCCAGCACAGCUCUGGGGGGCAGAAUAUCAUUAACGUUGAGACACUUAUCGGUGUCACUUUCAAAGGGUCAAAGGUUACACAGUUAGUUACAUCUUAUGAGGAGUAAACAAAACAUGGUUGAUUACUGUCUGUGAUUUACUGUCACCUCUAACCUCUAACCCUAACCCUAAUAAAGGUUUGUACUUGAAUUUAAGCCAGUGUAUUUUUUAUUAUUUUUAAAUUGUCUUCUGCAAAGAAAACAUCUUUUGUUAGUUGGUUUUUUUUGUUGUUUUGCAUUUUGUUUGGUAUUCUGUAUAGGCUAGUUUACUAUGCAUUGCCUUUGUUUUCAACUCAUGGGAUAAGUUUAUGUCCCCCAGGGAGCUUGCCCUAGUCAGGAGACUCCAGAAAUCGGCACCAGACCUCAAGUAUUACUAUAUGGGCUUCUACAUCCAUUCCUGCACCAAGAUGCGAUACAAGGGCCAGUUUGUUCCUUCAUUCCUGGCCUGCCCCGAGACCUACAAAUGGCUGCCUAUUGAGGAAUGCCGAGCCAAGCUAGAUGCCAGCAAAUAUGCCAGACUCUCUGGGGAUGAAGAUGGUAAGUUGGCGGAGUAGGGCGACAUCGUCACUCUGACCAUUUUGAUUUAAAUCAUCGAAACGGUUUCAGUUUUGGUUAUCGAAAAAAAAAAAAUGAAAACAAAUUAUGGAUUUGUGUCAGGGCACUUUGACUCUCCAGCCACUUCCUUUCUUUCCUUCCUCUUUGUAGGGCAUUUGGGUCUUUUUUUUAAAAAAAAAUUUUUGUCUUUCUAUUCCUGUCAUUUUUAUUCUGCAGGCAGGCUAUUUAUACAUCGUGUGGAAUUUAAAUUCACACACUUUGUGUUUAAUGGAUCAAUUCUUGUAGCCAAAAUUUUUUUUGUCUGUUUUAUUCAAAAACUUUCUUGUUACACUCACAAAUAAUGCCCUCUUAUAUUUACUUAAUUCAAGCCAUGGUACAACAUCCUUAUAAUUAUUUACUUCAAGCCAUGGUCCAACACUCUUAUAAUUCCUUAAUUCAAGCCAUGGUCCAACACUCUUAUAAUUAUUUAAUUCAAGCCAUGGUCCACACUCUUAUAAUUACUUAAUUCAAGCCAUGGUUAAAUUUUUUUGGCUGACAUUUAUUAUACUCAUCCAGUACAGGACUUGUUUAGAAAUAAAAUAGUUUUUUUUUUUUUUUUCAAAUAUUCAGUAACCACAACUCUUUGAGUCUUUUCAAAUGAAAUAAUUAACUCUGCCGCCCAGAUUUAGAACUGUAUGAAAACCAUUACCGAGCAUAUUUUACUUUUUUUACCACAGAGGAUAAAGAGUCAGAUAUCGAUGUUGGCCAGGUCCUAGUGCUGAACAAUGGCACCAUUUUACCCUAUUGUUUCUAUCAACAAACCAAUGAAGCAGGUGACGAUGAGGCUGAAGUUAAGGAGUAUGCUAGCUUUGUGGGUAAAGCGUGCUCAUCACGCAUGCUGCUUGUGCGCCAAUAAGCCCCCCCCCCCCUCCCCAACUUUGAGAGUUUAUUGUGUCGAAGUUUCAGUUUUUUGUAAAGAGCUCAAGUCGUAAAUAAAGAACUCAAGUGGUCAAUGACUUCACCGGAGAGUAUUUCAUAACUUGUGAAAAUUCCUGCCGAACAGCUCUCUGCUAGUUGAGGACAAGUUCAAAAGGUCAGGACAAGUUCAAAAUGUCUUUUAGUCCAGUAUUUUAUUUCACGCUUGUUCAAAAAUACAAUUCAAUACUCCAUUUUUAACUAUCUUUCACUUUCACCAAUUAAAAAAAAAAAGAAAGAAUUUAAACAGAAUUACCCAGUAAUUUUGAUUAGUUUUUCUUUAUUAUGGUUACUGGAAAUUUGUUUGAAUGAAAUUUCGUUAAUGGAAAAUUGUUCGACGGAAAUUUGAUCGAACGGAAGUUUGGUCUAAUUUUUUUUUCAGUUCACACGAUUUAAUUUUCGUCAGAUUUCUUUUUGAACGCACAAUACUAUGAAGUAAAACAAAUUAAAAGCAUUCAAAAAGAAAUUUGACUCAAAAUUUUAACUUGUGAACUGAAAAAAAGAUUGAAACAAACUUCCGUUUGAUCAAUUUUCCGUCUACCAAAUUUCUUUCAAACAAAUAUCCGGAUUUGGUUUAUUAUACAUGAAGAGAAGGAGCUUGAAUUAAUACUGUAAAUUGCCUAAAAUGCUUUAUCUGUGAUAGUUCAACUCGCCUACACAACUGAAUGUCUUUUGUUUCGGUGUAUGUCUGAGGAGAUAUUUUUAUGCAGCUUUGAAACACUUGUUUUUUUUUUUUAGAUGAAUUUUUUAAUCACCAGUGAGACUUUGUACUUGGGAGCAGACAUUUAGUGAAUCAGGUCACAUUCCAUUUAUUGCUCAAUAGGAUAGAAUAAACCCAUGCCAGGUAACAGAAUCUGUUUUACGGACAACACCUUAAAAACACCUCAGUGUCAGGUACAACACCUUAAACUGCUUAAGGCCAUUGUAUUGAGAGAAUGAACGGCAAGCUAUGAAAUGAAUCAUUUUUUGGUGUGCAUGCGGGAGUGAGUGUUUCCUCCCCUAACUUCAGUUUGUUGUUGUAGUCGUCAUUCCAUUUCUGUGACAAUAUAAAUGGAGUGGGUAAUAAUAUGCUCAAUUUCAUUAUACAUAAAAAAUGUAAAAAAAUUUUUAAAAAACUAGUUGUUGAGCUUAGUUCUGUAUGUGGAAAUAACGUAACAUAUGGACCUUAUAUGCGUGUAAAUGGAAGAUGUAAUUAGGUCAUACUGGUAAGUUGUCCCCAGUAGUAGUAGAGGGUAUUUGAAUCUUUUCAGUUUAUCAAAAGCAUCCCCAGUUAGGACCCAAACAAAUAACUGCAAAAAUUGAAAUUCAAAAUUUUACCCCGGGUCAAACAAAUUGCGGGUCAAACAAAAGGGGUACGUUGUAAUUUCAUCCAUCUCUGUGGCACUUCGUAUCAUGUAAGGCUUUGGCCUGCCUCACCACUUCUUUCCACUAAGACAUAACUGGUGCUUUUCUUUUCCAUGCUUGGAUUCCCAGCCACUUCAUCCUUCCAUCUAAGCCUAGGUCUGCCUUUGAGCCGUUUCCCUUUGGGGUUUCGGCGGUGCACCCUCUUCACUCCUCCGUCAUCCUUUCUAAGUGUCCCGCCCAACGAAGCCUGCCCUUUUUUAAAUCUCUCUAGCGUGGGAUCCUGACAUAGACUAUACAGUUCCCUUUUCUCUCCCAUGUGUUUCACAGGUUGUUCUAUAGUGUUUGUGUUGGGACCCAAGUUUCACUUGCAGAGGUUUUUAUUUCAGGGUACAUUUUUGUUUUUUUUGGUCUUAAGAAAAGUGAAAUGUGGAUGAGCAAAAUACAAGAUGUGACUGGAUGUUCUUACUAUUUAUGGGGCAUAUAUAGAUAUUUUUUUGGUCUUAAGAAAAGUGAAAUGUGGAUGAGCAAAAUACAAGAUGUGACUGGAUGUUCUUACUAUUUAUGGGGCAUAUAUAGAUAUUUUUUUGGUCUUAAGAAAAGUGAAAUGUGGAUGAGCAAAAUACAAGAUGUGACUGGAUGUUCUUACUAUUUAUGGGGCAUAUAUAGAUAUUUUUUUGGUCUUAAGAAAAGUGAAAUGUGGAUGAGCAAAAUACAAGAUGGGACUGGAUGUUCUUACUAUUUAUGGGGCAUAUAUACAUAUAUAUGUAAUGUUUAGCUAUGCUCUUACUAUUUAUUUACUGUGUAUUAUAUUUAUUAUAUUUUUGUUAUAGCUUGACUUGUGUUAGACAUGAAAUAUAUGCAGUGUUGCUACUGUGUAUUUGCUGAUGGUUUGUUUUUAAAAUAGGUGUGUUAUUAAUAGUAACGUCUAUGCUAUUCAAAUUGUUUUCAAAUUAAAAUCUAAGCUUGCUAUAAUUUUAUCACCACCAGAGCAUGUUGGUUUUUUGGGGUUUUUUUUUUGACGUAU
Molecule: messenger RNA, 11759 nt
Organism: Lymnaea stagnalis (great pond snail)
Lineage: Eukaryota; Metazoa; Mollusca; Gastropoda; Lymnaeidae
Source: the annotation of a GenBank genome assembly